AAUGAAAUUAUUCACCCUUUUCGUACUUGUCUUCUUGGUAACUGCUAACGAUAAAGUUGUUAUACCAGAAAAGAUGAAAAAAAUAUUGAAUGAGAUUCCUGAGAUCAAAGAAUCAAUAGUUGCUAUGAAACUCUUAGGGAAAGACAUUGUAUUGGAAAAAGUUCUAGAAAUAGAUCAAGUUUAAGAUGAAAGUAAGUCUUUAAUGAAUAUUUAGGUGAUUCCAUAAAAGAUUCCAUAUAAUUUAUAAAAGUGGGCUAGACUACCUACAACAACUCAGGCACUAAUUAUACUUAGCCUAACUCAACAUAUAAUUACACAUAUACAAAUUAUUCAUAGCCUACAAGUUCUUAUAUUUACAAUAAUCAAAGUAAUGGUUCAAAUACAACUAAUUAAACAAAUUCAACAUAUCCAUAUAAUUAUUAUUAUAAUACCUCAUAUCCAAUCAACAAUGGUGUUAAUAAUUAUGUGACAUAUGAUAACCAAAGCUCUACAAAUAAUACUAAUUCUACAAAUAUAACAUGUUCAACAGGAUAAUUCUUAACAUCAAAUAAUACUUGUGAAAAUUGUUAACCUAAUUGUGCCCUUUGUAAUUCCUAUUAUGGUUGUAUUUCAUGUUAUUCGGGUUAUUAAUUAUAUACUAAUGGAUGUUACUUAAAUAAUACUUAAAAUUCAACUACUAAUUCAUCUGAUAUUUAUGAUAACAGCACCUCAAUUGAUACUAAUAGUACAUAAUACGAUUAUAACAACACAUCAUAUAAUAACACAUCUUAUAAUAAUACAUCAUAUAACAACACAUCUUAUAAUAAUACAUCUUAUAAUAAUACAUCUGAUAACAACUCAACUUAUAAUACCUCUAAUAAUACUUAUUAUAAUUCAACAUCAGAUAAUAAUACCUAAUACAAUAAUUAUACAAAUAGUUCAAGAAUAGGAUAGAGAUUUAAUUAAACAAGAGUUCAUCUUAAAUUAAGAAAUAGUUUCAAUAGAUUUGAAAAUAACAACUUCACUUAAAUAAUUUCUUAUUAUAAUCAAUCAAAUCAUUCAUAAAAUACUGUUGUUAUAUUCAAUAAUUCUGAAGUAAUCUAAAAAUAAAGUUAUAAUGAAUACUAUCUUUAUCAGAAUAAUAGUUUGGUGGUCUUGAAUUAAGAAUUUGAUCCAUAUGGAAAUGUUGUCUAUAGAUCCAUCAAUUACGACUUCACAAUUGUUGUAUCAAAAUAAUAAGGUUCUUUAAUUUAAAAAUAAAAUCAAGAAAUUUAUGGUACUGUUGUAUAUGGAUAUGGUAAUUUCAAUGCAACCUAUAAUAAUUAUAAUUCAGAAUCAGGUAAUGGAUUUUAAAAUGGAAGUCAAAGCUCAUAUAAUUAUUCAAAAUAAUCAUAUGGAUCAAUCAAUUAUGAUAAGGAUUAUAAUUAUGCUUCUGCUACUUUUAAUAACUAAAGUCAAGGAUAAUAAUCAUCUUAUUCAGGUGAUUCAUUUUAUAAUGGUACUACUUAAAAGAGCAAUUAUUCAAAUUCUAAUAAUAAUUAUAAUAAUUAAAAUUAUUUUAGUGGAAAUAAAAACUUUAACUAAAAUUAUACAAGUUAUAGUUCAUCCUAUUCCAACAAAGAUUCAUCAUAUCAAUCAAAUGAUGAUUAUUUGAAAGUAGAUGGAAUUGGAUAUGAUAAUUACAAUACCCAAAUUUCAAAUUCAUAAUCAAAUGGUUAUACUUCAUCAAGUAACUAUCAAGGAGAUAAAUCAGUAUAUUCAUCCAGCUCUAGUCAAAGCAAUUUUAAUUCUUCUUAAGAUAAUGUUGUCUAUGCUUAAAAUUACACAUUGGUUAAUUAAUCUACUGUCGGAUAUGAUUCAGCUUAUAGCUCAUCCAAUUAAUAAAAUGAUUGGAGGAACUACUCAAAUACUGAUUAUUCUAAUGGAUACAAAAGCUAAGAUUCAACAUAUAUUCAUAAUGACACUAAUGCUUAUAAUGUUUCUGACACUAGUGAAUAUAAGUCUGAUAGUGGUUAUUAAUCAUAAUCUUAAAAUGGAUUUGAAUAUUCAAACGGUUAUAAUAACUUUGCUUCUGGUUAAGCUCACAGUGUUUAAAUUACUAAUGAUAAUACAACAAAUACCAAUAUUGAUGCUACUAUCAAUUAAUAUAAUUCUACUAAUUAAAAUUAUAAUGGAUAAACUAAUUACGGUGGAUCAUCAUCAACUAAAAAUAUAGAUCUUUCAGUUACUGAUAAUCAAUAAUACUUUUCUUAAUUGAGAGGAUCAAAGAAAUUAGCUACAGGCUCAUGGAAAGAAGUUAACCAAAAAGAAUUUGCAAGUUCUAAUGGAUAAAUUGUAGAAGAAGCUAGAUAAGCUAUUACAAAGAAAUUUAAUCCUGAAUAAGAAGGAUUCUAAUUUGAUUCAAUAUCUAGUAUCCAAGAAUAGAUUGUUGCUGGAAUCAACUAUAAUAUCAAAUUAAGAUAUUUGAAUGCUGAUUCAAAAUCCAUCAUCUAUGAAGUUGUACUUUACACAAUGUAAUUUAUUCUUUAUUAUUCUUUAGACCUUGGGCUAAUCAACCAAAUCAAAUAAUCAGCUGUUCCAGAUUUGAUCAAACAGAAAUAUGA
Molecule: messenger RNA, 2582 nt
Organism: Paramecium pentaurelia
Lineage: Eukaryota; Ciliophora; Oligohymenophorea; Peniculida; Parameciidae
Source: the annotation of a GenBank genome assembly